Electrophorus electricus (electric eel) is the source of this 8333-nucleotide messenger RNA. It is a transcript of the gene rlf, whose product is annotated as RLF zinc finger. Gene Ontology annotation, cellular component: nucleus. Lineage: Eukaryota; Metazoa; Chordata; Actinopteri; Gymnotiformes; Gymnotidae. Gene Ontology annotation, biological process: regulation of transcription by RNA polymerase II. The record is from RefSeq and is a predicted model, not a curated record. Gene Ontology annotation, molecular function: DNA binding; DNA-binding transcription factor activity, RNA polymerase II-specific.
AAAAUGCUAGGGCAAAGAGCAAAGUGUUACACACAAUCAUUAAUAAAGAGAAUAACAAACAUGUCUGGCUAAUGGAUCAUUUGUGCCAUCUAGUGGUAGUUAUAGAAAGUACAGUCUAAACACUCAAUACAGAACACCAACCAGGAUUGCACACACUUAUAUGGAUUACAUUUGGAGGGAAUAUGUAUUAUUGAUUUAGUAAUAGCAAUAUGAGUUAAUGGCAGAAAUAGUAGUGAAUGACUAACAGUAUUGAAUGGCAGAAACAGUAGUGAAUAGCAGUAACAGUUGUGGUAAAACUAUUAACUUCCUAGCGUUUCCUUUUGAGAUGUUGUGUAAUAAUUUCUAAACAUUUUGUAAAGCUACUCUAGAAAAAUCCACCCACCGUGAUCAGUAUAACAGCAGGCAGGAAUUGAACUCUGUCUGAUCUGAACAGAUAUAAAUGACUGUCUAUUUUGAAGAGAUAUAGUUACACCUACAAACUUAAAUGUAUUUUAUUGGGAUUUAAUGUGAUAAACACAAAGUAACAAGUAAUUGUGAAGUGAAAAGAAAAUGAUACAUGGUUUUAAAAUGUUUUAAGAAAUAAAAAUCUGGAAAGUGUGGCAUGCAUUUGUAUUCAGCCCCUCUGACUGUAUAACUUGACUCAUUCAUUCAUCCCCUGACUCAUUCUUCUUUGCAAGAUAGCUGAAGCUCAGUCAGACUGGAUGGAGCGCGUCUGUGAUGAGACAUGGCCAGCCUCACAACAACUCAACAGCCUUGUCCAUGUUGCUUUUUUGCCCAACACUGACCUUAAUUAACUAAAGCCCGACGGCUAGCAGAGGUGGCGGACGUCUGCGACCUCACCAACAGCUGGAAAUGGCAGAAGGCCAGUACAAGCACCAAGUCGAUUAAAGCAGGCCUGUCACACCAUACAAGACACACAUUUUUCACUCUCUUUCACACAUUUUUUUGGCCAGGUCAGGUUUGGUUUUCUUAGUCAGUUUUCUUGCUCUCUUACCAUAAAAAGUGCUUAAAGAAAUGUUGAAGAAACAUGAAGAACCAAUAAGAAGUGUGUUUAACCUGUUAACCUGAUUCAGACACCUAGGAGAAGACCAUAGUCUGGAAACCAGUAAUGUUGUUUAAACAAAUGAACAGCCUAUUAGCGAAUAUUAUAUGAAGCACGUGGACUGCUGAUCAAAAUAUCAAAUCAAAUUUUAUUUUUAUAGCAGUUUUUACAACAGAUGUCAGCUUUACAAAUGUCCAAGUCCAAGCCUCCAGUGAGCAAGCCAAGGGCAAAGAAAUACUCGCUGUAACGUUUUGGACAACUGAUGGUCUUGAUGAAACGUAUUAGAAAGCAUGAACGUAUUAGAAAGCAUCUGCAGAAAACGGGGCUACGUUUAUUUUACCAAACAUGGCCCAAAUCUUCUCUUCACUUUUUCUUCUAUGAUCUGACAGCGUGAGCAGCAAAACCCACACCGAACCUGACAUUUUCAGCUCCGAUCCGGGAGACCUUGUGUAGUAUUCAAAUCCGAUGUGAUACGCAGCAGUGUAACUCAACCCGAAGCAUGCGUGCAUACACGGAGAUAUGGUCUGAACGCCCAGAUCGGAACUAACGGUGCUCGGAGACGUGGCUGUCAUGCGUGCACGAAAACCCUUCAUCAACGCUUCGGCACCUUUCGCCUCAUUGCGUUCACAAUAUUCUGCAGCAAGCCUGCGCUGCACACGAACAUGCACAUUAAUAUUUAGGGCAGUGCAUGCUCAUGUCGACUCCAUUUUGAUCCUGUCCCCGCUGGAUGAGCGUGCCACGUGAACUAUGCUUCUUUCGCGCAUGCGGAACAGUCUAGGGGAGCGUGAUGCGUUGUGACCAGUCUUUAAAAAAACCCAAACCAGAUUCGAUUACGUGCCGUGUAAACGCAACACGAACGCCUUUGUGGUGCAGUUUUGCUAGUUCAGUACGAGACGCCCGAACGUGCCUGCCAGCUGCGCCUCGCAGAAGCUCUGCAGCACGAGCCUGUACGUAACGUCGUUAAACCGACCUCACAGCUCGUGCUUUUUCCGUGUUGCGUAGAGUUUUUCGAGGCUUAACGACAACGACAUGCUGGUUCGUUUCCUCCCUUCGGGUCCACAAACAAUGUAAAUAAAACUGAAAUCCUAGAAGGUGCGUUGUGCACGCGGGUUGUUAGGAGUUGUCGGUGGGGGGAGUAGGACUCCGCGAGGCUAAAGGCGCCUCCUCCGCUCCACCUGAGCUCGAGCUGGGAGAUCACAUGAUCCGGCCAAGUGCGUACGCGCAGCGGCUGCUGGCGGACAUGGCGGACGAGGACGGAGAGGCAGACUUCAUCUGGGGCGCUCGCGGCGUUGCCCACGAGGACGCGUUCUUCGCCAUGGAGAGCUUGCAGGCGACGCUGCAGCAGCUCGAGGCCGGGCUCCGGCAGCGAGACCUCUCGGAAGCGUCGUCCACCGAGUACUGCGACAGCUUCUGCCAGGCUCUGAUGCAUUACGCCGGGAGCAGGAACUCGGUGGAGCACGGCCUGAGUCUUCUGGAGGUCUACUGCCUCUCUAUCAACUGCUUUGCGACGGCGAGGCCGCACCUGACGGCCGAGUCCCAGAGCGUCGCCCUUGUGCUGAAGAGACUGGCUCUGAGUUGCUUUGAGCUGCUCCUGUCUGUGCCUCAGAAUGACAUCCCCUUCGAAGCCUGGCUGCAGUUCCAUGGUUCUGUUCAGGCAGCUCAUGAAGCCAUGUUGCAGUAUGGGAGCACCGACCUGCAGGCACUGCUGCAGAUCACGGGAGAGGGAGGGGCUUGGAGCAGCCCCGCCCUAAUUGCACUCCUCACCGGACAGCCCACAGAUGCAGAUGAGGUGAAUGCCUACCUUGCUCUGGAGGGCGAGGACUUCUUAGAGAUGAGAAUUAAGCACCUGGAGAAGGUGGGCGAGGUGGAGAAGGCCUUGAUUCUGACUAAAGCCUGCGGGAACUGCACUCGCCUGUCCGGCCAAGGCAGCUUCCGCCAGACGUUUGUCACGCAGCUUUGCCAGCUGCUGCCCAGCGAGGAGGCCAUCACCGAGAUCUCCAAGCUGGAUGCCAAGGAUGUUCUGGACAUCAUUUGUAAUAUGGAGACAGAAGGUGACGAGAAUACGGCCUUCAUCCUCUGCACCACGUACCUGACCCAGCAGCUGCAGCAGGAACGUUUCUACUGCUCCUGGGAGUUGACACUGAUCUGGAGUAAGUUGCAGAGGAGGAUUGAUGGGUCCCUGGAGUCUUUUAUAGAACGCUGCCUCCAGUUUGGGGCGAUAGCGAAGACCGUCUACCACUUACUGUUCCUCAUCCGAGUAAUCCAAACUGAGACGAUGCACUUUGGGCUGGCGGUGUCUGUCGAACUUUGUGUGAAAGCCUUUCAGCUGCCAAGGCAAGAAGACACGGAAACCAAAACCACCGUCUGCAAAACUGUGGCCUGCCUCCUCCCGGAUGACCUGGAGGUAUUGCGGGCCUGCCAGCUCACCGAGUUCCUCUUGAGUCCCUCGCGAGAGGUGUUCGACUGCCUCGAGGAGCUCUACAGGCGUCCAGACCAGAAGUACGACGAGGAGAAUGCGAUCAUCCCCAAUUCGUUACGCUGCGAGCUGCUGCUCGCGCUCAAAGGCCACUGGCCAUUUGACCCCGAGUUCUGGGACUGGAAAACCUUAAAGCACUACUGCAUCAAACUGUUAGGACUGGAACCCGAGGAAGAGGAAGGACUGGCGGUCGAAGAUGCGAACGGUGCUCCGGCGACAUCGAAUCCAGUAGAGGGAGCUGUUGAUGCGCAGGUGAAACGUCAUGCCGAUGAAAGCCUUACCGAACCAAAGGAGAAGAACCGGAGAAAGGAAACCGUGAGGACGUCGCAGCGUCGGAAAACCUCAACAAGAGCUCUGUGGACGUCGGAGAGGGCCCAACGGUGGCAGCAGUACAAGUUUCUCUGUCACAUAUGCCACAGGGAAGUAAUUGAGCCACGGUUCCUCCAUCAUGCCAGGAAACACGCAGUGAGCGACGUGUGGACCUGUCCCGUAUGCCUUGAAAAAUUUGAAAGCAGACAGGAGUUUGUGCCGCAUUCCAAAAAGCACCUUCGAAUGCCCACCAGAGUUGGCCAUUUAAAGAAGAAGAAUGUAAAGAAGAAGGUGGAAGAGCAAGAGUUUAAACCGGACCGAGACGAGGAAGAUCUCCAUGACUUGGAACCCGGACAGAUACCCCUGGAUCCGUCCCUCGUCAUGUACUACCAGUCUACCCACGAUCCCGUCGUCUUGCAACACAUUUUGGAGCAAGCUGCCACCGUGCCUAAACAUCAAACAGACGAUGAUUACAUCACGUUUGAUUACAUCUACACUCACUAUAAGCUGCAGGACCGUGAGGUUUACCAUUGCCCCGCUACUGGCUGUUCGAAGAAUUUCAGACUUUUUAAGUAUUUAGGCGUUCACCUCAAGAACGACCAUAGCAACGCUGACCCGAACAUCAAGCAUUACAUGGAGAUGAAAGACAGACGGGAGAAGUGCACUUUCUGCCGCCGAACGUUUAUGACCGCGCACCACCACCGGAAGCACCGCCGUGUGCAUUACGGGGAGCAGCCCUACGUGUGCGUGGUCACGGGGUGCGGGGCUUGCUUCGCCACCACCAACGAACUCCUGGAGCACAAACAUGGGCAUGGCUUUCGGCUGUCCUACCACUGUGAGCUCACAGGCUGCAGCGUGUCCUUCUGUGACCUCGGUCAGCUGUACCACCACGAGGCUCAGCACUUCCGCGACGCAGCCUACACCUGCACCAGCCCGGGCUGCAGGAAGUUUUAUUACUCCCGGAAAGAAUUCCUGAUGCACUUGGCGGCCCACGGCAUCUCCUUCACGGAGAAGGACUUUGAGGCACAGAGAAAAGCGAAGAGGAAACUGUUGUUGCCUGUUGUGGCAACGGAUUCUGGCUCAGAAGGGGCCCAUCGGUCAAGCGAAGGACCCUCGAGCACACCGGAAAAACUCUCGCUAUCGCAAGAGUCAGAACGCACAAAGUCCCUGGCGCACGUUGCUGUUUGUUUUGAUGGUAAAAAGUUCACGUGUGGCUUGGAGAAGUGUGGUAGGACCUUCAACAAAGCCAGGGAGAUCCAGAAGCACUUGAAAAUGGUUCAUUCUGACCGGUUCAAAGACGAGAACGGGACGUGCAAAAAAACGAAAAAUGAAAAGCGCUCAAAGACCAGAUUUACGAAAGGGCAUAAAAACAGUGAAGACACAAGUCCCACCAAGGGUGCCAGUCAGGAAACAGACGUUCCGCCUGCUGCAGACGCGGUGCCAUGUGACGCGACAAUUUCCUUAAACAUCAGCACUCAUGCCUGUAAUCCUGAAAUCGGCGGUUCGCUCUCGGACAUUGUGCUAGGCUUCAGUCAGUUGAGCCUCACCUCCGGCACGUCCAGAAACGUCCGGCGUGCUUCCCGUAGACAAGCGGCGGUGUCUAAAGGGCCGCGGGCGACCCCUCCUGCUACGUCGCCGGCAAAACCGACCCCCGGCAAAAUCGAGCCGAGGUCACAUCCGACACCUGUGAGCGCGAGGAGAGCGCCGCGGAAGACGGAACCGCCGUCCGCUCGCGUUUUGGUGACGGCUGCUCCUGGGAAUAAGGGUCAGUCCGAAAACAGCGUGGUGGUCCAGCAGACAGCCAGGCCAUACGUUUGUGACGUGGAAAGCUGCUUUUACGAGAGCGUUACCAGCCGUGCGCUGGUUCAGCACUACUUCAGAAAGCACGGGUAUUCCAAGGAGGACGUGGAGCAGAUGGAAAUCUUUAAUUCUCUCAAGUUCAAGCCUUUUAAGUGUCACCUCUGCUCAAAGGUUUACAGAGAGCGGAAAGAGCUGAAGAUCCACUGUCUUCACAAACACACGGACGAUGUGGCUGUGGAGGCUUUUCGUGCGAAAAAUAAGGCGGAAGCGCCGAGCUCCGCCACGCCGGCCACGUCCCAGCAGAACGAGGGAGAAGGUUCCACAUCUUCGAGCAUGGGCGAGGUUCCUGCUGAGAGAAUCGAGCCUGCGUGGAAGAGCAGAUCUUCGAACGGCGACCGCCCGGCGUGCAAGGGCAAGAUGGCGAAAAGCAACGGCAAAGUUUUGAUGAAGGACCGGAGACUGCGGAUCGAACACCUUUUGUGCCAGGAGGGCGUGGAAGACGGAACCGUGCAAGAGAGGAGAGCAAGUCGGCGUCUGGUCAGAAGAGGGAAUUCCUGCGUGGAUGUGGCCUCCGUAGAAGACAGGCCAUACCCUUGCGUACACAAAGGCUGCGGAGCAGGGUUUAUGAAGCAGUGCAACCUUCUCCGCCACUUGCAGAACGUACACCACUAUAACAGCUCCCAGUUCUGCUGGGAGGAGGACAGUAACCUUCACCCUUGUAAACACCACGGCUGCAACAAGAGGUUCUAUCACCUCUCCAGUCUGUACAGACACUACCGCAAAGACCAUCAGAUAUCCGAGGAACCCAUUCCGAGGUUCAGGUGUACCUCUGGUAACUGCAGCGCGUCCUAUCACCUGAAGAGUAGCCUUUUACGUCACACCAGAGAAAUCCAUCAAAGUGAGGUACCUUUGGAGCCCACAGACCCACCUUCACAGUGCAAGUUCAAUGGUGGCUACGAGAAGCACGUUUUCUACACCCACGGCGAUCAGACCGAUGCCCACGUGGUACGUCUGCAGAGCGCCUGCAAAAGAGUCAGUGGCAACGCUGGGUGCCAGAAGAAGCUCAUCGUCACGGCAUCUUCUGGGACUGUGAAGGCCUCUGAAAGGUCGGUCCCCCUACAGCCUUUAAGAAGCUGCUGUGAGAAAGAAAGUGAUGUCAGUCAAGCGGAGAACUUCGAGUCCACUGUAGAAGCUCCGGAGGAGGAACCGGAUGUGAAAUGUGUAAAACCAGAGUCCAAAAAAAGAGCUGGCAGGUUGGUGUACCGAACCCAUGAGGAGGCCCUGCAGAUGUGCCAGGAUCGUUGCCUGCGUUUGGCGUAUCCAUGCAUGAUCCAGAACUGUGACUCCGUGGUGUCAUGCCUGAGUAGUUUGCAUCGGCAUUACGUAAAGUGUCACAAAAUGGCGCGCGGCAAAGUGGUGCAGAAUGAGGACAAGCUGUGCUACAUAGCCGAGCAGCUGGAGGAGCUGAUACAGAAGAAAUCGGCAGUGUCUGCAGUACCAGAUCUUGCUAGGAUUCCUAAUGGGGUCCUCAAAAUGGAGUAUCAAGCCGAGCCCGAGAACCCUGGGGGCCCAGCCCUUCCCAUGAGCCUCCAUUCUAUUAAAACAGAACCAACAGGACAGGAGACGCCGGAGUUCUCAGGAGAGCCGUCCUCUGAUGUCGCUGUACUUUUAGAUGCAGGUGACUUGCUUUAUGGUGAAAAUAAUGGGCAUACAGAGAACAUUUUGGAUAGAGCAAGCCCAGUUCUGGAAGACCAAACUGGGAGCCCGGUUCUGGAAGACCAAACUAAAAGUGAGUCUCCAGCUCCCCCUCUUGUGCCUCCUCCACCUCUUGACCUUUCACCUCCAUCUACUCUUAGAAUAACUGUCAGCGAUGCUGCCCUGGGACUUUCUGACAAGCCAACUAAUAUUGCCGCCGCCAUCUGCCUUUCGGCGAGCCCUUCCCCAAACCGACAGCCGCUGAGAUGGAAAAACUCCGAGCUCUCCGAACCGCUUCCAGCUGCACCUCAUCCACCUGCCCAGAAAGAUCUGGUCAGUCCAAGUCUUGCCCCCCGGGCGUUUGACAUAGCAGGUUACAAACCUUUAGGCUUUGAGUCCUCCUUCUUGAAGUUCAUUCAGGAGAAGGAAGAGAAUCAUAAAGGCGACAAGCUCCGCUCCACGGGUGUCCUAAACCCCUGCUGCAAGCCCGAUUCUCCCCGCCGACGAGACUGUUGCAGACGCAACUGCUCGGUCAAAGAGAACAACCAGAGAGGACCCGCCCGCAGUCGCAGGUCACGUUCGUCGCCUCUUAAGCCUCUGCUUUCGGCGGGGGAGUGCAGCUCCAUCCAGAACCUGCGCUUCAUCCUGGAAAGGGCGCUGAGGGGCUGUGGCGACCAGGCUAUAAAACAGCUCCAGUUCCUGAAGCCCGUGGUGGUCCUGGAACGGCCCAAGACCUCAGCCUCGCUGCUCGACCUCCUGCCUCCUGAAGCAAAAGCAUGAACUGUUGGUCAGGACUGUAAAUGACACAUGACAUUUCUCCCUCCCCCACAUACCCCCACUUUUUUGGGUUUGUUUUUGAAAACGUCCACGGUAUUUUUUUAAACAUUAUUAUUGUUUGGUUAUUAUUUGCCAAACUGCCAGGGUUAAUUACCUUGGUUGCCAUACAAGUAAGAAAAUGUUUAUAUCUGUAAAUAAGAACAAAUAAAGUCAUGAGAUGACUUCAUUUAAGAA